Protopterus annectens (West African lungfish) is the source of this 1403-nucleotide messenger RNA. It is a transcript of the gene MRPS16, whose product is annotated as mitochondrial ribosomal protein S16. NCBI's taxonomy places the organism in Eukaryota, Metazoa, Chordata, Ceratodontiformes, Protopteridae. The transcript has 4 exons. The record is from RefSeq and is a predicted model, not a curated record. Gene Ontology annotation, biological process: mitochondrial translation. Gene Ontology annotation, cellular component: ribosome; mitochondrial small ribosomal subunit. The coding region runs from base 282 to 689 and encodes 135 amino acids. Gene Ontology annotation, molecular function: structural constituent of ribosome.
UUCGUAGUAAGCAUAAACUAAUCACUUUCCGCAGUGGAGCUCACUUUCCAUAGGUUUCCAAGUGUUUAGUUAAGAAAAAAACUACAAGUCCAGAAGUACAGACGGAAGACGUUUCCUUUUCCUGGGUGGAGGUCAACACUAUGGCUGCGCCUGUAGUACUGUGAAUGUGUUGGUUUCAUGUUCAAAAAAGAAGGGCAAAUAGCUUUGUUUAAGUUCUUCAGCGGCAAAAGUGACAUUUGUUACUGAAUUUUGCAGGUUGGUGACAUUAAGAGAAGAUAAGCAUGGUGCAUCUCACACCACUACUUCUAAAGAAUUAUCAUGGGGGACAUGUUGUCAUUCGCAUGUCUUUGGGCGGUUGCACCAACAGACCAUUCUACCGGAUUGUUGCAGCCUACAACAAGCGUGCCAGAGAUGGUAGAUACCUAGAACAGCUAGGCUCAUAUGAUCCAUUGCCAAACAUCUACAAUGAGAAGCUGGUUAGCUUUAAUUUUGAUAGGAUACGGUACUGGUUGGGGUGUGGAGCACAUCCUACAAAGCCUGUGGCCAAACUAUUAGGGCUUUCUGGAUUUUUCCCAUUACAUCCAAUGACAAUCACACAAGCUGAAAGAUUGAGGAGAAAAAGGCAUUGCAAGAAGCAUCCAAAGAGUCUGCAGACAAACUUUCAGAAACAGGAGAACCCCAGGAAAUGACCUAGAACUAUAGCUAAUUCUCCACUGCAUACUGUUGCAACAGGAACCUUAGUUCUGCUGUAGGACUAUCUUAGCAUGGAUAAUGGACCAGAGCCAAGUGUUGCUUAGUUAAAGGCAUUAAAAUCGGUUGCAUCUGUAACUGACUAGCCUUUUAAUGGUUAAUGUUCAUCUUCUAUUAUCCUCUGCCCAUCUUAUGCUUUACUGUCUGUGUGUCUAACAAAUUCACAUGUUCCACAUAGACUUCUCAGUGAAAUUUACUGUGAGAAAAACUUCAACCCUACUAGACCAUGGUUUGAAAAAGUUCCCAAUAAGCAAGGUUUCACUGCAAUCAUUUCUGAGCAGUCAGAAUCUGCAUCAGAAAUUAAUCAGCAAUUUAAUUCUCUAGUAAAUGAGUUGAACCUCUGCUCACAAAUGUCAGUGAUGAAAUAAAAUUCAAAAUGACAUCUGAUGUGAUAGAUACUGUUAUGUCAACAGACACUGUUUUUUUUAUUACAUUUCAGUGUGAAUUAUAAAAUUUAUGUAGCAAGGUGGCUUCUGUGUUCAUAUAUUUUCAUGUUGCUUGGGUGUGUUUUUUUUUUUUUUUUUUUUUUUUUAUUACUAUUCCUACAUUGUAGUUGGAACAAAGCUGUGAAACUGUAGGCUUCUGUUUAAUUUCCUGCAGUGCAUCUUUGUCUUGUUUAGACAAUAAAUUAGUUACUUAUUUGUAUCAGGUCA